AUGGCUACUACACAGGGCCUCUGCGACCCUGCAUUCGACCGGGUGCGUGAACUUUUCGAACAAAGACUUGCCUCGGGAGAAGAAGUCGGUGCCUCAAUCUGCGUGAACAUCGACGGGAAGAAUGCCCUCGAUAUCUGGGGCGGUCAUGUAGACGCCGCCAAAACGCGCCCAUGGGAAGAAGACACUCUGAUCGUCGUCUUCUCGUGUAGCAAAGUAGCCACUGCCCUGGCUGCGCUGAUCCUCAUUGAUCGUGGCCUGCUCGACGUCGAAGAGAGAGUGUCAAAGUACUGGCCGGAGUUUGCAGCCAACGGCAAAGAAGACACAAAGGUGUGGCACAUCCUCAGCCACUCCUCUGGUGUGCCCCAUUGGGAGUGGCGGAUCCCUCUGGAGUCCAUUUACGACACCAAAACAUCCACUGAGAUGCUCGCUGCGCAGGCCCCUUGGUACAAGGCCGGCGAGGCAUCUGCCUACCAGAUGGUUAACCAUGGACAUUUAGUCGGCGAGCUGGUGCGGCGCAUUAGCGGGAAGUCGUUGAAGCAGUUCAUUGCAGAUGAGAUCGCGGGUCCAUUGGGCGCGGACUUUGGUCUCGGUGUGGCCGAGAAGGACUGGCCGCGUACGGCGGAUAUCAUUCCCGGUGCGCCUACACCCUUUCCGCCGAUAGACCCGCAAAGUGUUGCGGGGGGUGCUGGCGUCGGUGCCUCGAAUGGCUUUUCAAAUGCGCGUGCGCUGGCUCGGAUUGGUUCAAUUGUAUCCUUGCAAGGGACGGUCGAUGGGAAGCAGUAUCUUGGGCUUAAGACUAUUGACCAGAUGCUCCAGGAACGGGUUAGUGGUGUCGAUCAGAUGUUGUUGCUCAACAUUAGAUUUGGCCUUGGAGUUGGCCUGCCGGUGCCAGAAACUGUCACCUUUAUCCCCGAAGGAAACAUUUGCUUCUGGGGAGGCUGGGGUGGAUCUAUGGUGGUUAUGGAUCUAGAUCGCCGCAUGACUAUUGCUUACACCAUGAACAAAAUGGGAUCAGGUAUCCUGAGCAAUGCCAACGGCAAGGCUUACAUUGAAGCCAUUUAUGAAAUAAUGGCAGACAAAAGGCUGUCUGCGUCGAUCUGA
This is a messenger RNA of Penicillium crustosum, 1101 nucleotides long. Its product is annotated as serine hydrolase domain-containing protein. NCBI's taxonomy places the organism in Eukaryota, Fungi, Ascomycota, Eurotiomycetes, Eurotiales, Aspergillaceae. The record is from RefSeq and is a predicted model, not a curated record. The coding region runs from base 1 to 1101 and encodes 366 amino acids. The transcript has 2 exons.